Molecule: messenger RNA, 1395 nt
Organism: Venustampulla echinocandica
Lineage: Eukaryota; Fungi; Ascomycota; Leotiomycetes; Helotiales; Pleuroascaceae
Exons: 2
Coding region: 1-1395 (464 amino acids)
Molecular function (GO): acid phosphatase activity
Source: RefSeq, a predicted model, not a curated record
AUGAAGCUCACAAGUGUAUUGUUGUUGCACUGGCUGCCUUUGCUAUAUGGAGGAGUCUCAGCUCAAGGAAACGUAUCAGCCGUCUUCGACGACCCAAUAACUGGGUAUCUAAACCAGCCCCAAGUAACACAAAACUUCGGGCAGUCCUCCCCCUUCUUCUCACUAGCCCAGAACAACUCCGACGCCACUCCCCCAGGAUGCACAAUAACGCAAGCACACAUCCUCUCUCGUCACGGCGCCCGUUUCCCUACAAAAGGAAAAACCACAACGAUAAAAACAGCCCUAGCAAAAGUAAGCCUCGCGUUGACAAACGCAACGGGGUCGUUGACAGGGGAUUUUGCCUUCCUGAAUACGUUUAAUUAUUCGCUUGGACAAGAUAACUUGACGGGGUUUGGACAGCAGGAACUUUUCAACUCUGGGAUAAAGUUUGCGAAGCGGUAUGAAGCGGCGGGAAAGGGGCUCGCGCCGUUUGUGAGAGCAGCGGGAAGUCCGCGUGUUGAGGAAUCUGCGCUGAAUUUCACCAUGGGAUGGAACUCCGUCGUUGCUGCAAGCGCUUUGAUUGAUGGGGGCUCGAUUCUGGUAAUCUCGGAAGAGGAAGGGGUUAACAAUACGCUACAUGUUGAAAGUUGCCCCGCCUUUGAGAAUACAGCGCCGUUCAAUGAGCUUGGGGAUACAGAAGAUCAGAUCUGGAUUGACAUCUUUGCACCACCGAUUCGCGACCGCUUGAACGCGAAUAUACCUGGAGCGAAUUUCGAUGUCAAUGAUACCGUGGCGAUGAUGGAUCUCUGUCCGUUCGAAACCGUCGCUACCCCUACUGGGGAAAUCUCACCGGUUUGCAAGCUGUUUACGGACGAUGAAUUUGUCUCUUACAGCUUUCUGCAAAGCGUAGAUAAAUUCUUCGGGGACGGACCGGGAAACAAAUUUGGGAGUUCUCAAGGAGCGGGAUUUGUGAAUGAAUUGCUUGCCAGAAUGACGAAUACUGCCGUACAGGAUCAGACGUCCACGAAUACAACUUUGGAUUCGCAGAAUGCCACGUUCCCGCUGGGGUUGGCACUGUAUGCGGAUUUCUCGCACGAUAAACAGAUGAUUUCUAUCAUGACUGCGAUGGGGCUUUUCAAUGGCAGUGUUUCUCUUGGGGGAUUGAAAUCUACGGAUCGGCAGACGAGUGUCACGUCGGGGUUUUCGGUGGCGAAACUAACGCCGUUCUCUGCGAGGAUGUAUUUUGAGAAGAUGACUUGUGAGGGCAGUGCAGAGGAGAUGGUGAGAGUGCUUGUGAAUGAUGCUGUCCAGCCGUUGGAAUUCUGCGGUGGUGAUGCCCUGGGGAGAUGCACCUUGACGAAGUUCGUCGAGAGUCAAGGGGUCGCUAAAUCUGGAGGAGCGUUUUCUGAAUGCUAG